Molecule: messenger RNA, 990 nt
Organism: Penicillium maclennaniae
Lineage: Eukaryota; Fungi; Ascomycota; Eurotiomycetes; Eurotiales; Aspergillaceae
Product: palmitoyl-(protein) hydrolase
Exons: 1
Coding region: 1-990 (329 amino acids)
Biological process (GO): protein depalmitoylation
Cellular component (GO): cytoplasm
Molecular function (GO): carboxylic ester hydrolase activity; palmitoyl-(protein) hydrolase activity
Source: RefSeq, a predicted model, not a curated record
AUGUCUGCACGCGCCCCCUUUGUUGUGCCCGCGCUCAAGAAGCAUACCGCAACCGUGAUCAUGGCUCACGGUCUCGGAGACAGGUUCGUCAACCCCGCCAGCAACAUGAUAUCCGCUAACAAGUACAUCAAUGUAGUGGCGCUGGAUGGUACGAAUCGAAUCCCUAAUCCCCGUACAACGAAACUGAUUAUUCCAGGAUGGAUCUUGCUCGCACCUGGCGUCGCCGCGGCAAGUUCGAGGAAGUUACCUUCAUCUUCCCCAACGCACCUGCCAUCCCCAUCACAGUGGUACGUCCCAUCCACCCCCCUUUCGCACGCAACAACACAAACUAAAGCAAUUCAGAACUUUGGUAUGAGCAUGCCCGGCUGGUACGACAUCUCCAAACUCGGUCGCGACGUAAGACUUCCCCACAUCAUCCCCUACAAGGGCGCACCACUAACGGCGCCCCAGCUGGAUUUCGAAGAAGCAAUCCGCACGCAAGACGAGGCUGGCAUCCUGAAGUCGCGCGACUACUUCAACACUCUCAUUAAGGAGCAGAUGGACAAGGGUAUCAAGUCGAACCGUAUCGUGCUGGGCGGGUUCUCGCAGGGCGGUGCCAUGUCUGUCUUCUCUGGUCUUACGAACAAGGAGAAGCUGGGUGGUGUGUUUGGUCUUUCGUGCUAUAUGCUCCUUAGCGAUCGCAUUAAGAACUACACGCCUGAGAACUGGCCUAACAAGGAUACGCCAUUCUUCUUGGCUCACGGUGAUGAGGAUGAAGUCGUGCCUCAUGCGUUUGGCCAGCAGUCGGCCAAGAUGUUGAAGGAUCUUGGUGUUGAGAAUGUCGAGUUCCACACUUAUCCGUAUGUUUUAGUCAGAUUCUUGAGAUGGUGUUUCAUACUGACUUCAUAUAGUGACCUUGGCCACUCUGCUGAUCCCAGCGAGAUUGAAGACCUCGAGAAGUUCCUCAUGAAGACGCUCCCCAUGGAGGGCGAAACCUCUGCUGGCUUAUGA